CGGCGGGAGAGUAGCACAUUUAUCCUCAAAUUUAUUAAUAGCGAGUCAUACUUGAUAGUAAUUGAGUGAUAAGUGUUUAUUUAUUUGCACAAAUAAGGCUUAAAAUUUGUGAAAUCAAACGUGUUUAUCAAUUAUUACUGUUGAGUCUGUAAACAGUUCGUGUUGUUGUACGUUAGUGUUGCUUUUAAAGCAAUCCCCAGGAAUCUGGUUUGUUUUUAGUUAACCGUUUUUAGCGCCCCGGCAACAAUGGCGAAGGUACAGGUGCUGAAUGUAGCAGUCCUAGAUAACCCGAGUCCAUUUGGAAAUCCUUUUCAGUUUGAAAUAACGUUUGAGUGUAUGGAGGACCUUCCCGAAGACCUUGAAUGGAAGAUCAUCUACGUUGGCUCAGCAGAGAGUGAAGAGUAUGACCAAAUCCUCGACUCAGUCUUGGUCGGUCCAGUACCUGCUGGGAGACAUAUGUUUGUGUUUCAGGCCGAUGCCCCAAACACUGGAUUGAUUCCUGAAAGUGAUGCUGUUGGUGUGACUGUUGUGCUAAUUACCUGCACAUACCGCGGCCAGGAGUUCAUUCGCAUCGGUUACUAUGUGAACAAUGAAUACACAGAACCCGAGCUACGUGAAAAUCCACCGAUCAAACCAGACUACACACAGCUCCAGAGAAAUAUUCUGGCAUCAAACCCACGGGUAACCAGGUUUCAUAUAAACUGGGAAGGCUGUGCAGAACGAAUGGAAGACUCUGAAAAUGUGGAUCCCACGUCAAACUCCAUGCUCCCGCCAUCCUGUCUCCCAGGCAAGGCCCCACCCUUAGGUAUACUACCGGAUAACUCAAUGGACUGCUUAUAGAGGCGGCCCCAAAGAUUAACUCUCAGCGCGAGACCUUAUUUUUGGAGAUUGCCUGUGGACAUUCUUGUGUGGAUGUACAGACAUCUUUGCCUUACAGCUGCCCUUAUUUACCAGAAGCUUGUCAAAUACAAACUCUCAUCUUGGGCUUAAGAUGAGUGUUUGCUCCAAGGAAGAUUAUGAACAUCUUACCGGUAUAAUCAUCACUUAGAGGUGGGGAGUUUCUUGCUAUGAUGUUAAAAGCAAUAUCGAAGUAGUUAAACUCAUGGAAGGGAAAGGGUACCCAUGAAUUGACACAGCUGAACUGAAACACCACAGAAAGCUGAUGUGUGAUUCACCUUCAUUUUGUUGGUGCAUUUGUACCCAUUUAUGAGGAUUUCAGCACUGAAGCAAUAGGUAAAUAAAUUGUUACAUGUUGCUGUACAGGACUUUGAUAAUCUGCAUUUAUAUUUGUGUUCAAAUUCCUUUGCACUUAAACCUUUUCCCACUUCGAUUUUAAGUUUUUGAUGCAUUUCAUCACUUCUCCAUGUUUGUUUGUUUGUUUGUUUAU
Messenger RNA from Plectropomus leopardus (leopard coralgrouper), 1387 nucleotides. It is a transcript of the gene asf1ba, whose product is annotated as anti-silencing function 1B histone chaperone a. Gene Ontology annotation, biological process: DNA replication-dependent chromatin assembly. Gene Ontology annotation, cellular component: chromatin; nucleus. The record is from RefSeq and is a predicted model, not a curated record. Gene Ontology annotation, molecular function: histone binding. NCBI's taxonomy places the organism in Eukaryota, Metazoa, Chordata, Actinopteri, Perciformes, Serranidae.